ACACCGGUCACAUCGGUCACACCGGCCGCGCCUGGGUGCAUGCACUGAUCAGCUAGUGAUUCGCAUUUGAGUUUGGCGCAAUGGGGAACUUUGAGUGGCCAUGGCAGUAUGAAUUUCCACCAUUUUUCUCAUUGCAACCAAAUUUGGAAACGAGGAAAAAGCAGCUACUAGCUUGGUGUGAUCUCUUUUUAGCAUUUCACAAACACCAUAGAAUAUACACAGUAGAUCUGAAGGAAGCAGCAAGCAGUGAAUUAUUUAACAAUACAAAGCUCAACAGGAAGUUGUCAGGAGAAGGAAUAUUGUUAGUCUUGGAAGAAUUAAGGCAGAAGGGAAACAUUGAAUGGACAGAUAAAGCCAAGACCAGAUGUCUGGUAAUGUGGAGGACACCUGAAGAAUGGGGAAACCUCAUUUAUAAAUGGGCCGGCAAUAGUGGAAUGACCAACACUGUAUGUACACUGUACGAGAUUGCACAGGGAGAAGACACCACAAAUGAAGAGUUCCAUGGACUAGAAGACUGGCUGCUGAAGAGAUCAUUGAAAUGUCUAGAAAGAGGAAGGAAGGCAGAACUAAUGGCCUUUGAUGGGAAUGAAGGAGUUAAAUUCUUCUGAACAUUGAUUUCUUAUAAAGCUAUGUGAAGUCACUCAUGAAUAGCUAGAAGGGCAUUAAUGCCAUUUAACUGUUUAUGAGUUAAUGCCCUUCUAGUUCUCAGCUGGAAAAAAAAUCUCAGUGGGCAUUUAUGGACUGGAAGUGAUGAUUUGCUUUAAGCCUAUCUACACUGGUUUGACCAGAAGGGAUUAGACCUCUCUGCGUGGUCACUGGCAGGUGGUUAUCUCAUCAACUCAGCUCUCAACUAACAUAAGAAAAGGGGACCAUGGAGGAUCAAUGGGUUGUCUGUAUAGAGGAAGCAAGUAGCUACAAGUAGUGUAGUCCUGCUUUAAAGACCUUAUCCUAUGAAAAUGCAACUUUAUAUCCAUAGAAAGCUGAAUGAACCUAGAAUACAAAUAUAAAGGAGUAACAAAUAUUUUCUCUUUCAGUGUUGCACUAAAGCAAAUAAAAGCCUUCAAAUUACAGGUUAAUAUGGGUUUGACGCAGUUACGGUGACGACAUAACACGUCCACCCGAUCGGCUCGCCUAUAUAGCUGAGGCCAUGAGCCAUGCUUAAUUAAUGCAAAGUCAUUGUGAAUAUGCAUACUCCACGAUGUCAUCAGGUCAAUGUUUUUUUUUUAUGGUGAACAACUUCUGAUUUUCCAAAGCUUCAGAUUUUUUUUAAAGGGCUGUCAUUGCUCUGACAAACCAUAAAAUAGCAUAUAACUGAUCUUAUUGUUAUCUUUGGCUUAUAAGCUUUCCAUUGAUAUGUAAUUCAUCUAUUGAUACUUUCCCUUGCACUCCAGCUCAAGAUAUAAUAUGCUUUAAUAGUAUUUAAUGCAUUAAGCAAGGAUGUUUUUGUUGUACAGUGUAUAUCUUUUUUGAAGGGGGGAGGGGGGGGGGGGGGUAGUAUUUUAAUUUUGGUCACCAAGCAAUUUGUCUUUUACAAAUCUCGUCAAAUCAAAUUAGUCUACACCCAGUUCAUCUAUCAUUCGUUUGGUGUAAUUUCUCAUGUUGUGUCGUGUAACUUCAGUUCAUCUCAUGCCCAUUGUGUGUGAUACUUAUUUUUCUAUCAUCUAUGUGGGGCCUUGACGGGAAAUGAAUUAUGUUGCUAGGAGACGAUCCAAGACAGUCAUUUGGGCUUCCUUGUCUUACCUGAAUAAUAUACAAACCAUAUAAAAGCGUUAGUAAAGAAAUAAUAGCCUUUUUGGUGAUCUGACUAAAUCAUACUUAGACCACUUGGUAAUUUGAUAAAGUAGUAAAACCACAUUGACAAAUUGGGUGUAGCCGAAUAUAUUUAGUAGGAAUAGGCAGUGCACAAUUUUUCAGAUAAUUUAUAUUCAGAAUAAAAAACAAGAGAUAGAAGAAGAAAAAACAGGAAAAUUCAUUUCACUUGUUGCAUUGCAUUACAAUUUUUUAUUUUUCUCUUUCUCGAAAGAAAAAGGGUUUAUCAAGGGAACAACACAAGUUGAAUCACAAACCUGUGAUUUGACCUUGCUUAUAUUUUAUACAUUUUAAAAAAGAAAGAAAAGAACGAUGGAAUGUAUAGCAGUAAAAUCAUGUGUUAGCAACUUGAAAAUGAAACCUGAAUUCUGAAUAGAAAUAUCCUUGCCUAUGAUAACCAGUGUGGAUUAAUAGUAUGCAGAUUCAUAUCUUAUAUUAAACAAGGAGACAAUUUAUUAUGAAAGUUGCGCAUUAGUUUUGUCGCUCAAAGGAACUUCCACUAUCUUACAAUUUGCAAUAUUGAAUGAAAAUUGGAAUAAUGAUUGAUGAUAAUAAAUAAUGAUGAUUUUUAUAUGGCACAUUUCAGGUACACUGUACAAGUAAGUGUUCAAAACAUUAAUUUUAUUUACCCAGCAUUGAACUUAGUUAAAAAUAUUCUCCUUGAUGUAUAAUGAAAAUUUUCCACUCCAUGAGAGUAUGCACAUUAAUUUAAUUGGUCUAAAGAACUUCUUUGCCACUGUGGUGUAUGUUCUGAAGAGUUUGUCAUGUAUUUUCAUGGACAAGGCAAAGCUCUGUGCGGUAGUGAGGUAAUACUUAAAGUAUGGCUCAUGCUUGCCAAGCAUAGCAAUAAGCACUAUUCUGUCACCUAAGGUGGAAAAAGUUUGCCAAACAUGCUAUACUAAUGGCUCAAGUUUGGAUAUUGAAUUAGCGCCAUCUCUUGUCUGUAUUUGACAAAUUUAGUAAUGGAGAAAGAAAGAUAACAAGUUUUUAUCCAGUAUUUCCACGGUAUUAGUGACUCUUGUAAGUUUAAGAGUGAUCAAUAGAUGGAAAAAGCGAUUUACAGUUUCCUUUUUCUUUGUUAUCUGUUCUAUUUUCCCCCAAAAAACAUAGUGACUGGAGCAGGUAAAAAUGGUUCUGAAAAUACUUGUAUUUUGGAGGGGAAAAGACUUUAUUUUUCUUCAUAUGUUGAAUGCGUUUUAUUAUUUUAUGUAAUAUAUAUGAAUAAAUGUACAUAUUCUUUUAGUAUGACUAAACAGCAA
Messenger RNA from Strongylocentrotus purpuratus (purple sea urchin), 3068 nucleotides. RefSeq names its product vacuolar protein-sorting-associated protein 25-like. The record is from RefSeq and is a predicted model, not a curated record. The transcript has 6 exons. Gene Ontology annotation, biological process: protein transport to vacuole involved in ubiquitin-dependent protein catabolic process via the multivesicular body sorting pathway. The coding region runs from base 81 to 608 and encodes 175 amino acids. Lineage: Eukaryota; Metazoa; Echinodermata; Echinoidea; Camarodonta; Strongylocentrotidae. Gene Ontology annotation, molecular function: structural molecule activity; protein homodimerization activity. Gene Ontology annotation, cellular component: ESCRT II complex.